Messenger RNA from Mytilus californianus (California mussel), 7936 nucleotides. Its product is annotated as anoctamin-10-like. The transcript has 14 exons. Gene Ontology annotation, molecular function: chloride channel activity. Gene Ontology annotation, biological process: chloride transmembrane transport. The record is from RefSeq and is a predicted model, not a curated record. Bases 199 to 2229 code for a protein of 676 amino acids. Gene Ontology annotation, cellular component: plasma membrane. NCBI's taxonomy places the organism in Eukaryota, Metazoa, Mollusca, Bivalvia, Mytilida, Mytilidae.
CUGGUUUACUGUUCGAGUUUCUCUCUGCAGGAAUCAGUAUAUAUGUUUUGAAAAAUUCAAGCAAGUAACUGUAGAUGUUCACAAAGUUUCCAGGAACACGCAAGUUUGAGGACUAAUAUAGACAAGAACUGAGACUACUAUAGCACACUGUAACACAUAUGCAUUAUAUAGUAGUUUCAGGGGGAAAGUUGUGUAAACAUGGCUACAGAGAGAAUACAAAGUGUGUCAAUGGGAAAGACUCCAUCUAGCGAUUUCCAGCCUCUUGUUAUUAUACAGUUUUUAUCUACAUCUAAGCAAGCAGCAAUAGAAUGGUUGGUUGCCAAACUACAGGCCACCAGAGCCUCAGGAGGAGCAGAAUUAGAGGUGUCUACUGUUGUCAUGCAUCAUAGUCAGGAAACACUUUUGUAUAUAGGUGGCACCAUUGAAAGGCUGUUGCUAGGAGCAGAUAUGAUGGAUAUGGAGAAGAAGUAUGGGGAUGGAAAUUACAGAGAAUUCUCAAUACAUGAUGCACAGAAUUUCUUAGGAUCUGAGGAUCUUGAUUCCUUUCUUACAAUGGCAGAGAAGCAGAAGAUAAUAUUACAUGAAAUUGAGGCUGUCAGAGCAUCAGAGGAGGACCCUCAUAUACCUGGGUAUGAAAAUAUCAAGUUGUAUCCAGGGAAAAGUAUAAUUAAAAAGUACCAAAGUAGAAAUAUAGUGACAACAAUUUUUCCUAUUCAUGAUGAUGAAUAUUUGAAGAAGUUAGGAGCUGAAUGGUAUCAGAUGAAGCAUGCUUUUAAGCAACAACCAAUAGAUGGAAUUCAUCAUUACUUUGGAGAUAAGAUAGCUCUAUAUUUUGCAUUCUUGGGAUUUUAUACAAUAGCUUUGCUUCCUCCUGCUAUGAUUGGCAUUAUUUAUUUUGUAACAUCAUGGGAGAGCAUGUACAGAGAAGCCAUCUUUUCCGUGUUCAAUUUGAUAUGGGCAACAUUGUUUCUGGAGGCAUGGAAACGAUACAAUGCAGAAUUGUCUUUUAGAUGGGGAACUACUGAUAUUGUCUCAUCAAAAUUUGAAGAGCCACGGGCAAACUUUUAUGGAACAAUUGGUAGAAAUGUUGUCACAGGCAAACCAGAGCCAGUUUAUCCCAAAUGGAAACGUGUUGCCAGAUUCUAUGGUGUGACCGUACCAGUAGUUGCCUUUUGGCUAGUCGUUGCAUUUUAUGUGAUGUUGGGAUAUUUCUAUUUGCAAGCAUUAGCAGAUAAGAAAUAUGAAAAAGACAAAUCUUGGUUUAACAUGGGUGUCUUAUAUCUCCCAACAGCAAUCUACGCAGUUAUCAUUGGAGUUGUUAACACUAUUUAUAGAAGUGUUGCUAAGAAACUGAAUGAUUGGGAAAACCACAGAUUACAGUCGUCUUAUGAUAACCAUUUCAUCAUCAAACUUAUUCUGUUUGACUUUGUAAACUGUUUUAUAAGUUUGUUCUAUGUGGCAUUCUACCUACAAGAUAUGACUCUUCUCAGGAGUCAUUUAGCAGCACUUUUGAUAACACAGCAAGUGAUUGGUCAGAUCAAAGAAGCCAUGGUUCCAUUUAUUUUCAUGCGCCGUAGGAAGAGACAGGUAGAUGAACUAUUAAAGAAAACAUCUACAGUAGAGAAAGUUGAAUAUUACAACAAUGAAGUCGACGAUGGAUUACAGAAACAGGUCAAUCUAGAAACUACAAUGGAUGAAUAUGAGGGCACACUGGAUGACUACUUGGAGAUGUUCCUACAAUUUGGAUAUGUCUUCUUGUUCUCUUCUGCAUUCCCAUUGGCUGCUGUAUGGGCAUUGUUAAACAAUGUCACAGAAAUUAGAUCUGAUGCAUUUAAAAUGUGUAAAGUCUUUAGAAGACCAUUUGCUGAAACAGCCUCCAAUAUUGGUGCUUGGCAGCUAGCCUUUGAGUUAAUCAGUGUAAUGGCUGUAAUUACUAACUGUGCAUUGAUAGGGAUGAAUCCUGAAGUCAAGAAGCUACUGCCGACUGAUAUUACACCAGUAAAUACUGUGCUUAUAUUUGUACUGGUUGAGCAUAUUAUAUUAGCUGUCAAGUUUGCAGUAGCCUACUUUAUACCAGAUACACCUAAAUGGGUCCAAGUAGAACUAGCAAGAGUGGCAUUCAAAUCGAAACAAGCUCUUCACAAAGAGAGAUUGGAUGCCUCAACAGCCAAAAGACUGAAAGUUCAGCAAAUGAUGUCCAAAGAUAUGGCAAAACAAACUUCUUUCUGAAGUUUUUAUGGGGUUUUCUUAAAACAAAAUUAUCAUCAAAUGGAUUAUAUCGGUUUUUACCUAAAUUUCAGUAUUCUAAAUAGUGCUCUAUAUCAUUCACAACAUUUGUUAUUUGAAAAUAUUCCCAAAAAUGGUGAUGUUUAUCCAUUAAAUUAAUGCUUUUUCAUACCUUACUAUGGUUCUGAAAACAUUUAAAAUGAAAGUGUACUAAAAUUGAGCAUACUUGUUUUAUAAGCUAGAAACAAAACAUGAAUAUUUUAAGCCUUUCAAAGAAUGUGUAAGAGGUAUUGACAUCUUCAGUCAUGUUUAAGCUUUGUUGUGGAAUUGUUUUAAAUGAAGCUGCAAAAAUUUUAUUAUAAAUGGUCACAUCUUAUUCUUGAAUUAUGCUCGAUAUUUUAUGGAAAAUUUCAACUUUAGAUGUAAAGUAUAGACAUUUCUACAUUUUAUUCCUGGGUAAAAUCAAGUAAUAGAAACUAUUUCAACAGUUGUCAAUAAAUUUUCUCAAAGUAGAAUGGCAGAAUUUUUAAAUCAAAAUAUUACUGACAUCUGAAAAGCACUUUGAUUCUAUGUAGACAAUAUCUAUUUAAACUUAAAUUAAGGGAUUACCGGUAUUAUACUAAGAUGUUAUGAAUUUUAGGAAAGUUCUUUUUAAUGUGAAUUUUCUGUGAAAGGGAAUCAAUUUUGGUUGAAUAUUAUAACAGCUUAUCUUAUGCAGAGGACAAUUAAGUGAAAUCAUUUAUUUUUCUUGGUAUCAAUUUUUUUGUUUGGAGAAAAAUGUUAUUUUCAGGGUACUUAAUUUCAUGGUAUCUUCAUUUGCUCCUAUGAAAUUUUAAAAAUUAGUUUAUUGUGGAGUAUAUAUUAUUUUGGUUUUCCAGUAACCACGAAAUCUACAAAAAUUGGUAUCCCAUGACUCGGCAUGAACAUUAAUAAAUCCACAGUAUUACAACUGCUAUUGACAAUAUACCUCAGCAUUUGCAAGUUAACUGUUUAUGAUCAUUGUUAACAUAUUAUCUCAGUGUUCACCACUCAUUGUUAGCAGUUUGGACCAAAGAUUCUUCUUGAAGUGUUAACCAUGGUCAAGCAUGUAUUUACUUUUUUCUUUUGUUUUCUGGGAAAUUUAUACAUUUGAACAAACUUUGCUGUCUGUAUGAUUUGUGUUUAUGAAAUAUGUUGCACUGAAUUGUGCUUUCGAAAAAAUUUCAGGGUAAAAAGCAAACAGAUCAGAGAUAUUUUAUGAUCAUAAUUUUUCAUUUAUUUUGAAAGACAUUUUCAUCAUUUUUUAGAAUGGCAUUCUUUUACAUAGUUCAUUUUUCUACAUUUUUAUUUAAAAACAGAAUAAUUCACUCAUCUUACAAUAUGCAUUAUAACAGAUAUUCAUUUAGAGCUGAAAUUAUGAUAAUAGUCUUCCAUAGAUCAGUUUAAUAAAUGUAAUCAUUGAAACAAAUCUGCAGGUGACCAAAUGGACAAGGGUACUACGUUUUUGAAUAGAAUCUUAUGAGAAAUAACUAAAAAAAAACUUCUGGAAAAAUUUUCCAUGCAAAUGACUUUUAUAUAUCUUAUUUGAUUGCAAGUAGCACCUUUAAACUUUCUGUAAUGAUAAGUAUGCCUGCGACGAAAGUCCCAGAAAGCGAGACAUAGGGAUUGCUGAGAUGGCGUCAACAAUUGUUAAGUUUUCUGCUUAAGUUAGUUUGAUAGGAUCUACUUGUGAUAGAUCAUUGAUAUUGUAUAUAAAGUUGCAUUACUAUCAGUACAUAUCAGUUUGACGACUUUCUUGAGGCCCUGCCCCCUAGGACAUGGUCCAGUUAAUUUGAAUUAAUUAACAGUUUUCAAUGUUAAGUUUUUCUGCUGAGGGUUAGUUUAAUAGGAUCUACUUGUGAUAGAUCAAUUAUAUUUUGUAUAAAUUUGCAAUACUAUCAAUACAUAUACCGUAAGUUUGAUGACUAUUUAGAGGCCCUGCCCCCUAGGACAUGGUCCAAUGACUUUAAAUUAAUUACCAAAUUUCAAUGCUAAGUUUUCUGCUUAAGUUAGUUUAAAAGGAUCUACUUGUGGUAGAUCACUGAUAUGUUGUAUGAAGUUGCAUUACUAUCAGUACAUAUAAGUUUGAUGACUAUUUUCAGGCCCUGCCCCCUAGGACAUGGUUCAGUGACUUUGAAUUAAUUAGUCAUUUUCAAUGUUAAGUUUUCUGCUUAAGUAAGAUUGAUAGGAACUACUUACAAGAGACAACUAUAAAGUUUCAUUACUGUCUGUACAUCUCAGUUUUUCCAACAUUUGUUGACCCGGUCUUUUUCUGAAUUUUAUGCGGACAAGCGAGACAUAUCUCUGUGUCAACAGUUUAUCUUCACAUUGAUAUCGUAAAAUAUUACCCAUGAGCAACAAUAUGAACCUUUUUGGUGAGUGAGUGUAGAAAACCUGAUUAUUGUCCAUAACAGGUCUUUUCCCCCUCUUUUAGAUAGUUUUACACUGGGUGAAAGUAAGCUCUAGGGGCCAGCUGAAGCCUGCUUCCAUCUGCGGGAUUUUCUCGCUGUGUUGAAGACCCAUUGGUGGCCUUUCUGCUGUUUUCUGCUCUUUGGUCGGGUUGUUGUCUCUUUGACACAUUCCCCAUUUCCAUUCUCAAUUUUAUUGAUUAUGUCUUCUCACACAUUGUGAUGUCGCUGAUAACUUCUCCUCAGACAUCACUCUUUCAGGCAGUGAUUUUGUCGUUUUUUGUGUUGAAUACAUACAUGAAACAGUAACAUCAUAUAUAAUUAAUGUAGUAAUCUUGAUAUCUUGCCAUUUUUAUCUAAUUUUGUUUUAUGUAAGAGUUCAAUAUCUUAACAUUUUUGUGUAGUUUUUUUCCCCCCAAUACAUUUUAUGUCUUAUCCUGGUAAAUAAGUUUGAGGCAAUAUUUUAUAUAGAUUGAUAAAAAAAAUCAUUUUAAAGGAAUCAGGAUCUCUGUUCUAAGGUUUGUUUUGAAUGUGCAGAUUAUCCUUAUUUCAGAACCUCUUUGGUUUGUAUUAGGGAAUUGCAUUUACUUUCUUUUGGCAUUCAAAACAUUUGAGGAAGUCAAAGGAGUCAUCCUAAUUUUUAAACUUCUGUAGAAGAGAUGAUUUCAUUGGUAUUGAUGUAUUUUGCUAGAUCUGUACAUAUAACAGCAUAUUAGUUUUCAAAUAUCAUAAGAAUAAAUAAACUGUUAAGUCCAUGUUGUAAUACUCGUUGAAGAUUAUUUUAUGCAUAUUUGGAUAAACUGUUUUUUACAUUAACUGCUUUCCUUUAAAUUAUGUAAAAACUAAGUAUACAUUUGUUCUUUUUUUAAUUCUAACUUGCCAUGGCAUUAUCAUUUCUACUUUAUAGAUUGAGAGCUGAAAUGUGCAAUACAAACUUUGAAUAAUAUUCAUCAUAAUAUUUAUGUUAGAUUUUUAGUUAUUUGCAUAUCUGAUAGUAUCCUUAAAUACUUUGCAUUACAUGUGAAUUAUUUUUAUAAGUAGCCAAUGCUUUGUACCUGUAUACUUCUACUUUCAUACUGAAAUUUCAAUUGACAAAAAGGAGUUUAAAUUAGUAAUAUUCACAGUUUCUGAUAAAGAUUUUCCAUGUUCUUUAUUGGUUUUGUUUUGGUUUCGUUAGUCAUCAACUUUUAUUUCUUUUCCGUUUGUAGUAUUGUUUCAAGUGUCAACCUAUAUUUGUUCCAUCUUACAGAAUUUCACCUGGAAACUUUGUUAUAAACAAUGCCAUUACAUCUGUUCCUGCUGGAACAAAUAUUCUAUACCCUUUAUUCCGUUAGGACUGUACUUUUUGUUCCAGUGGAACUGAUAAAACAGUAUAUUUCCUCCACUUGGAACUUCUAUUUCAUGACAGUAGAACCACUGAAAAGAAACAAAUUUUCAAAAUGUACACAUAAUGCAUCAACUUGGAAUUUGGUGUCAUGUAAUUUUGUUUUACAUUCUUUGCAGAGACUUGUUAAACCUUUUAUGACAGGUUUAUAAGUUUGAUCAUGCUCAUAUUAUUGAAAUCAGAGAAUGAAAUCAAAAAUAGAUUUGUUGAUGAAAGCAUUAUAAUUUUCUGUUUGUUUUUCAAGUCUCUGCUACUGGCAAAUGAUACAUCAAGGUAAGCUAAUUAUUUCUUAAUGAAUGUAUAUCAGCAAUAUGUGUUACCAAGAUGCCAUAGCAAAUCAAUACAAAUGCAUUUUGACCUUAUCCUCUUCUGAAACAUUUUGAUUUAAAAAAAGAUGCUAUGUUGUAUUUUAAUUGAUAAAAAUGUGUUAAAUGCAUACAUAAGUAAGUUGCCCUGUCAGAUGGUUGAAAUGUCCAAAUGAUUCAUGAUAUUAUUAUUAUUUUUGAGGUCACAUACCUUUCAAACGCCACCGAUGAGUCCAAUGUAGAUAAAACAUGCAAGUGUACUAAAUUAUAUUAAAGCCAUCUUUGAUGGUUUUUUUUUAACUUUCUAUAUUUAUUUUCGUUCAUUAUGUUGUUAUGAGUUAAAUUCAUGUUAUAAGCUUAAAAUACUCAGGAAACAUGAGGAAACUUUAGGGACUGUCUCAAAAUAGGGAACAAAGUUUACUUGGUUAAUUUUGAUGGUGUGUGGUUUCAGUUGUCACAUGUGAGAAAAAGCAGCUAAAAUUGUCAAAAGUAAAUUAAUAUGAAAGAACAAAAAACAUGUCUUUAAGUGCACCUCUCUUAACUGUUGUCAUUUUAUUGGUGCUACAUUAACAUGGAUUUGAAGGGAACUAAUUGCAAACCUACUGGUUCCUAGCUGGAUAUACCCACUGUUAAAUUGACAGACACAUUGAAAAAUAUUGACCACUAGUAUCAAAUUUGUUAAUAGAUUUUGUUUUGUUAAUAGAUUUUAAGUUCCAUGUAUACCACAAAAUUUCUGACAAAUAUAUUUGGCAAAGGAGAACAUUCAAAAGGCCACUUGUUUGGCCCUUCAAUUAAAAAAUCAAAAAGUAUUACAGAUCUACCUAAUCACAUCCUUCAUAUUUUCAUAAGACAGUCUGUUGGACAUCAGUAUUUAUACUUUUGAAUGUUGUCUAACAGAUUGGCUUUAGGGCUUCAAACUUCAUAGUUGAUUGUGGUUGCUAGUUCUGUAAUCGGGUACUCUAUCAGGGUAAACUUGUAUUCCCAAUGAAUAAAGAUAGGUGCUACAACAAUGUAUGCAAAGUUCUUAUUUCCUUUAAGACAGGUGGGUGAGUGGUCAAAACCAAACUAAAUCAACUUCAUACAAAGAAAAUGGGGAUAUUUUGAAAUGGUCUCCAUGAAGAAAGAUGGAAAAUUCAAUUCCACUAUAAUACCCUGGUUUUUAUACGACCGCAAAAAUUAAAAAUUUUUUGGUCGUAUAUUGGUAUGACGUUGGCGUCGUCGUCGUUCUGGUAAUACAUGCAAGUAUUUUAAAUUGUAGUCCAAUUCAAUAACUUAGGAAUACAUGUACAUUUGUUCAUAUUAUCCUCUUUUCUGUUGUGUAGCAUGAAAUGAUGUCACUUGAUAUAUUACUGAAGAGAACACUAUUCAAAAUUUAAGAAACAUAUAAAUAUUUUCCCCUCAAGUGCUACAAAGAUGAAUUUUUUCUUGAAAUUUUCACUGUAUUGUAAUUCUUAAUAAAGUUUUACUUCUAUUGAAUUAUAUAGGAUUGUUAAUUAAUAUUAUUAUUCUUAACUGUUAUUUACAUAUUUUAUAUAGUCAUUAGAUUUCUUUGUAGUUUAUAUAUGUUAUAUGAAUAAAUUAAGGUGAAAUGAAAA